Molecule: messenger RNA, 1074 nt
Organism: Chlorella variabilis
Lineage: Eukaryota; Viridiplantae; Chlorophyta; Trebouxiophyceae; Chlorellales; Chlorellaceae
Exons: 6
Coding region: 1-1074 (357 amino acids)
Molecular function (GO): kinase activity
Source: RefSeq, a predicted model, not a curated record
AUGGAGCCGCUGCCUCUGGCGGUCAAGGUGGUGGGCAUGGGCAGCAGCGGGCAGGACCUGCUGGCCCAGGUGGCCGCCUUCCCCAGGCCCGACGACAAGCUGCGCACGGAGAAGUUUGAGGCACAGGGCGGCGGCAACUGCGGCAACGCGCUGACGGCGGCGGCGCGCCUGGGGCUAGCCCCCACCAUCGUGAGCAAGAUUGGCGGCGACGGCUUGGGGGAUGGCAUACUGGCUGAGUUCCGGCGGGACGGCGUUGACACAGCCCACAUGCUGCGCGCCCCGGGGGCCCCCUCACCCUUCACCUACAUCAUCGUGGACCGGCAGGGCGGCACCCGCACUUGCAUCCACACCCCCGGCGAGCCCAUGGCGCCUGAGGAGCUGACUCCAGAGCUGGCCGCCGAGGUGCUGCAAGGUGCGGCGGCCAUCUACUUUGACGGUCGGCUCACCGAGGCGGCGCUGGUGCUGGCGGCGGCGGCCAGGGAGCGAGGCGUGCCUGUGCUGGUGGAGGCGGAGCGGCUGCGCCCAGGCUUGGAGCAGCUGCUGGGGCUGGCAGACUUUGUCGUCAGCUCGGCGCACUUCCCGCAGGGGUGGACUGGGGAGCAGGGCCUGGGUGAUGCGCUGGUGGCCACAUUCAGCCGCCUGCCCCGCGCCCGGUGGCUGAUCACUACUCUGGGCAGCCGCGGCAGUGUACUGCUAGAGCGAGGGGAGGCGGCGGAGGCUGUGGGGGCGUCGGGGCUGGAAGAUUUGCUGCCGCAGCUGUUUGAGGAGGCAGCGGCGACGCAAGCAGCCCAGGGCACACCACAGUCUGCGCCCGCCUGCGUCAGCGCCAGCGGCGUGUGCGCGCGCGUGACGGCGGUGCAGGCUGCACGGCUGCCGCCAGGCGCGGUUGUGGACACCACUGGGGCAGGCGAUGCCUUCAUCGGCUCCAUCCUGUAUGGGCUGGCCACCGGCAUGCCCGUGCAGCGCGCCAUGCAGCUGGCGUCGGUGGUGGCGGCAUGCAAAUGCACGGCGCUGGGGCCUCGCCCGGGGCUGCCGCACCGCGCCAACCUGGCGGCCAGCCUGCUGGGGUCCUGA